AUGGAGACGCCCAAUCAGCAGACGAAGGACUUUAUGGCAUCUUUCUUCCCCCCCGACAUGGACCCGACGCAGCUGCAGGCCGCCGCUUCAGACCACGCACAAUUCCAAUUCCACCACCAACAACCGCCAUCUAAUGGCUCACAAGUGGACCUUGCGAUGGGCAGCUUGAUGGGGGUCAACGACCAGAGCUAUAACCCCGCCGCACUCCUCGAGCAACAGUACAAGCUGUCUCAACUUCAACAGCUUCAACAGCUGCAGAACCAAAUCUUCCAGCAACAAAUUGCUCUCAUUUCGGGUUCAUCGCCAAGUCUUGAACCGGAACCGCGAGAAAGGGUGGUGCCAUUUCAUGGGCUGCCCACUCCAGGCAAUUCGACGGAACUUCGUGCGACACCGUCUGUGGAAUAUGUUUCUCCCAUGAUCCUCGACUACAACGAUACUUUCUCGCAACCAUACGCUCCUCCUCGCGGCUCAACAUCCGCACCAGCCCACAUUGCUUUCAGGACCACCCCAAACGAGCUCGACUUUGAUAUCUCUCCACUCACGAGCCCGUGGCUUGGGGCCCACCAGCAACCUUCUGCCGCGUCACGGGCUGGCACGAAACGGAAUGCCGCGUCUUCAAGCGAUGAAGAUGUAGGGACCUCGUCUGGCAGGCCAUCGAGGAAAAAGCAGUCACCAGCCAUUCGAGCGAGUGUGCCGAUACCGCCGAAACGAAGCAGCAACAGUCGGUCUAAAUCAGCCAACUCGACACCGCUGCUUCGCUCAACAAGAGCAAGGAAAGGCAGCAUUAAUGUACCUGGCGACACGCCGUCGCCUGUAGACUUGUCAAUGCCACCACCAGCUCCUCCCAUCGAGUCAUCUCCAUUCCCCGCUCACUCUUCUCCGGCACUCGGGCCGCAAUUGACGCCUGUCACGCCAGCAAGCAUCAUGAACCUUGGGAGGUUGGGCAUUAAUACGACGAUCAAAUCAUCAAGCAAGAAGUCGGCCUCUCCUAAUGUUAAAGCACUGACCCCGACCGUGGCUUCUUCGUCUCGACAGCAACAUCUGCCCCCGAAGAAAACGUCGCAUAAGGCGGCAGAACAGAAACGGCGCGACUCUUUAAAGACUACCUUUGACGAUCUGAGGACAUUGCUCCCGCCCAUUCCGCUGCCCAACGAAACCAACGCCGAUGAGCCUGUGCUGCCUGGUGCCCUUCCGCCCAGAGGACCACCUAAAGCGGGUGGAGAAGGGCCCAACAAGGGCGUGAGCAAGCUCCAAUUGCUGAUGUGUGGGAACGACUACAUCAGGCAGCUGCAUGGGCGUGUUCAGCGUCGAGACGAUGAGAUUGGACGGCUGAGAAGAGAGGUCACGAGAUUAAGGUCUGUUUUACGUGGUGAGAUUGACUUGCUGCCGGAAGAAGAGGGCCUGGAUCUGGAACGAGAUUUGGACGACGUCGAGCUUGGUCAUUUUCUUGGGCGGAAUGGGCAGGGGAUGUUGGACGAUGAUGAGGAGGAUGAUUGA
This is a messenger RNA of Mycena indigotica, 1497 nucleotides long. Its product is annotated as BHLH domain-containing protein. Gene Ontology annotation, molecular function: protein dimerization activity; DNA-binding transcription factor activity. The transcript has 3 exons. Lineage: Eukaryota; Fungi; Basidiomycota; Agaricomycetes; Agaricales; Mycenaceae. Gene Ontology annotation, biological process: positive regulation of transcription by RNA polymerase II. Gene Ontology annotation, cellular component: RNA polymerase II transcription regulator complex. Bases 1 to 1497 code for a protein of 498 amino acids. The record is from RefSeq and is a predicted model, not a curated record.